Daphnia carinata is the source of this 2383-nucleotide messenger RNA. Its product is annotated as thioredoxin reductase 1, cytoplasmic-like. The transcript has 13 exons. The coding region runs from base 61 to 2088 and encodes 675 amino acids. Gene Ontology annotation, cellular component: mitochondrion; cytosol. Gene Ontology annotation, molecular function: flavin adenine dinucleotide binding; thioredoxin-disulfide reductase (NADPH) activity; glutathione-disulfide reductase (NADPH) activity. Lineage: Eukaryota; Metazoa; Arthropoda; Branchiopoda; Diplostraca; Daphniidae. Gene Ontology annotation, biological process: cellular response to oxidative stress; cell redox homeostasis; glutathione metabolic process. The record is from RefSeq and is a predicted model, not a curated record.
AAGUGAAAAAGUAACGCCUACGAUUUCCAGAAUGUGGUAGGAAAAAAAAAAGGUAGGGAAAUGUCUACUCGUUCACUUUUACCCCAGUUUUUUUGCGCUGUCGAACGACGCCUGACGCUCGGAAUAGCGCACCGAACAAGUUGUACCAAAGCCGUCAUAAGGCGAGUUUCAUACUUAAAGCAGAAAUCAGUAAUUGCUUUAACUAGAAGACACCUUGUAUCUGAUAUACAGGGUUUUAUCCCCUGUCAGAGAUAUACAACUAGUACUAUGGCUCCAGUUAUUCCUAAAGGAGACCCCAUCCAAAUUAUAGAUAAUUUGAUAAAAAACAAUAGAAUUGCUAUAUUCAGCAAAACAACAUGCCCUUUCUGUCUUAAGGUGAAAGAACUCUUUAGUUCAUUGAAUUUAGAAGUUGCUGUGAUUGAACUUGAUACCAGAGAGGAUGGAGGUGCCAUUCAGGACGCCUUAUUGCAGAAAACGGGACAGAAAACGGUACCCAAUGUUUUCGUGAGUGGUCAGCACGUUGGUGGUUGUGAUAGUACCAUUGCAGCCCAUCGCAAUGGAAGCCUAGAAUUUCUAUUAAGUAAAUCAGAUGCCGGUCCAAAAGCCGAAAUGCCUGAUGAAGUUAAGUAUGAUUAUGAUCUUGUUGUGAUUGGCGGUGGAUCUGGCGGCCUGGCGGCUUCUAAGGAAGCUGCAUUGCUUGGAGCUAAAGUGGCUGUAUGUGACUUCGUCGUUCCGACGCCAAUCGGCACGACGUGGGGUCUUGGCGGUACUUGUGUCAAUGUUGGAUGCAUUCCCAAAAAAUUGAUGCAUCAGGCUGCCAUUUUAGGCCAAUCAAUCAGUGAUGCCAAAAAAUUUGGAUGGGAAGUAGACGAUUCUGCAAAACACAACUGGCACACAAUGGUGGAAGGCAUUCAGGCUCACAUUGGUUCCCUGAAUUGGGGCUACCGCGUUGCCUUGAGAGAGAAGAAAGUGAACUAUUUGAAUGCAUACGCCGAGUUUGUAGACCCACACACCCUGAAGACUACCGAUAAGAAGAAGAAAGAAACUACAAUCACGUCUAAAUACAUCCUGCUUGCCACCGGUGGUCGCCCACGCUAUCCCGACAUUCCAGGUGCUCGAGAGUUUGGCAUCACAUCAGACGAUAUCUUUUCGUUGCCACAUCAUCCGGGCAAAACUUUACUUGUUGGUGCUUCUUACAUCGCUCUCGAAUGUGCUGGAUUCCUCGCCGGCAUUGGUGUCGAUUCGACGGUCAUGGUUCGUUCGAUUCUCUUGAGAGGAUUUGAUCAGCAAAUCGCUGAGCUUAUUGGAUCAUAUAUGGCAAAACAUGGCAUUCGAUUUCAGCGAGGAUACAUACCGAUUAAGUUGGAGCGCAUUGAAGAAGGUUCGCCUGGACGAAUUAAGGUGACAUCGCAAAAUGAACAAGGUGAAUUGUUGGAAGAGGAAUACAAUACUGUUCUCUUUGCAAUUGGUCGUGACGCUUGCACGAAUAACAUUGGAAUCGAAAAAGCCAAUGUUAUGCUUAACCCGAAGAAUGGAAAAGUGAUCUGUGACGAGAAAGAGCAAACUAACGUUCCUCAUAUCUAUGCAAUUGGAGAUAUUUUGGAUGGUAAACUGGAACUAACCCCUGUUGCCAUUCAGGCUGGUCGUCUGCUAGCUAAGCGUUUGUUUGGAGGAGGAACCCUGAUUACAGAUUACGUCAACGUACCAACUACGGUCUUCACUCCACUCGAGUACGGCUCUGUUGGUCUUUCGGAAGAGGAUGCUAUUGCUAAAUACGGCGCUGACGACAUUGAAGUUUACCAUUCCUUCUUGACACCACUUGAAGUUACUGUACCUAAGCGUGACGAUAAUACGGGAUACGCUAAGCUGAUCUGCGUUAAAUCGUUGAAUGAAAAAGUGGUUGGGUUUCAUAUUUUAUCACCGAAUGCGGGCGAGAUAACGCAAGGUUUUGCGAUCGGCCUUAAGCUUGGAGCCACCAAAGCGGAUUUCGAUAAUUUGAUUGGAAUUCAUCCUACAAUUGCAGAAGUAUUUACUACAUUGAGUGCAACGAAGAGUUCGGGAGUUGACGUUCUCCAGAAGGGUUGCUGAGGUUAAGUUCUGCUGUAGCGUUGUCAAAGCACAUCUCUAACUGAGUAUUCUCGUACGAUGUAAAGAGAAGUCUAGACAAUCCGCAGCAGCCGUUUUCAUCGAUUUGAAUUGAAUGUCUUGUAGAGGAAACAAAAAGCGUAUGCGUCGAAUCUUCUCAUUAUGAUGGACUUGUUCCUUAAACCAAUGUUUUUUGGCGGAACAGUUCUGAUGUUGGCAUUUCUAAUCGAAUCACUAAUCUUAAUUAUUAUAAUAUAAUGUAGAAUAUGCUAGUAACAAAUAAAUAUCGAAAAUUCUA